This is a messenger RNA of Cladophialophora yegresii CBS 114405, 1059 nucleotides long. RefSeq lists its product as uncharacterized. The coding region runs from base 1 to 1059 and encodes 352 amino acids. The record is from RefSeq and is a predicted model, not a curated record. NCBI's taxonomy places the organism in Eukaryota, Fungi, Ascomycota, Eurotiomycetes, Chaetothyriales, Herpotrichiellaceae. The transcript is spliced from 3 exons. Gene Ontology annotation, biological process: lipid biosynthetic process. Gene Ontology annotation, molecular function: oxidoreductase activity; iron ion binding.
AUGGAUAUCAUACUCGAAGUUGUCGACACAUUAUUCCUCGACCGUGUCUACGCCACGUUGUUCCCAGCUAGCACGUCACAGUAUGCUUUGCAGAAAAUCCAUGAUGUCGCGACCUCGACAUUCUCAAGUAUCCGAGAGGGUGCCACGCCAGCACCGCAGUACAAAUACAUUUACGAGCCUGCUUCACGACUGUUUAGCCUAGAUCCGACAGAAUGGGCCUACAAGAGCUCACUGCCCCGCGACAACAUAUACAGACAGGGCGUCAGCUUGUUUGCCAUAGUUUGGUUCUUCGGGCUGGUCCUUUACUUCCUCUGCGCAACUUUGUCCUAUGUCUUCAUUUUCGACAAGACAGCCGCCCAGCAUCCGAAAUACCUGAAAAACCAAGUCCGCAUGGAGAUCGCCCAAGCGAAUCGGUCGAUGCCACUCAUGUCUCUUCUGACUGCGCUGUGUAUGCUCCUUGAAGUGCGCGGUUACUCGAAACUUUAUGAUCUCUCCUCCGAAGCCCCAUUCGCAUGGUACAACGUCCUUCAGUUCCCCUUCUUCGUCCUCUUUACCGAUCUCUGUAUCUACUGGAUCCAUCGUGGGCUCCAUCACCCGUUGAUUUACAAGACUCUUCACAAGCCGCACCACAAAUGGAUUGUGCCGACGCCAUUCGCAUCGCAUGCCUUUCACCCACUUGAUGGCUUCGCACAGUCGACGCCAUACCACAUCUUCCCUUUCCUCUUCCCUCUCCAGAAGUUUGCGUACAUUGCACUCUUCGCCUUCAUCAAUGUCUGGACCAUAUUCAUCCACGAUGGUGAGUACUAUGCCAACAGUCCGAUCAUCAAUGGCGCCGCAUGUCACACGAUGCACCAUUUGUACUUCAAUUAUAACUACGGCCAGUUCACGACUUUAUGGGAUCGUCUUGGAGGCAGCUAUCGCAAACCGAACGACGAACUGUUCCGGAGGGAGACGAAAAUAAGUAAGGCCGAAUUCGACCGACAAGCUAAGGAGAUGGAGUCAAUCGUCAAAGAAGUCGAAGGUGACGAUGACAGGGGUUACUUGAAGAAAGACCAAUAA